Molecule: messenger RNA, 2019 nt
Organism: Diceros bicornis minor
Lineage: Eukaryota; Metazoa; Chordata; Mammalia; Perissodactyla; Rhinocerotidae
Product: complex I assembly factor ACAD9, mitochondrial-like
Exons: 14
Coding region: 45-1529 (494 amino acids)
Molecular function (GO): acyl-CoA dehydrogenase activity; flavin adenine dinucleotide binding
Source: RefSeq, a predicted model, not a curated record
GCUGGUCUGUUUCUUCUCUAGAUGGCCUGGGCCUCUCCAACACCAUGUAUGCGCGGCUAGGGGAAAUCAUCAGCCUGGAUGCGUCGAUCGCCGUGACCCUGGCAGAACACCAGGGUCACGGUUUAAAUUACCACAAGCGGCCAUUGCGGGGCCCUCUAAACCAUUCUUCUUUAUUCCCAGCAUUCCUCUCCUCAACCACAUCUCUGUGUCCCCGCAGCGGGAGUGAUGCUGCCUCCAUCCGGACCCGGGCCACGUUAAGUGAAGAUAAAAGGCACUACGUGCUCAAUGGCUCCAAGGUCUGGAUCACCAAUGGAGGGCUGGCCAGUAUUUUUACUGUGUUUGCAAAGACCAGCGUUGUUGAUUCCGACAACUCAGUAAAAGACAAAAUUACAGCGUUCAUAGUAGAGAGAGACUUCGGUGGAGUCACUAACGGGAAACCUGAAGACAAGUUAGGCACCCGUGGCUCCAACACUUGUGAAGUCCGUUUUGACAACACCAGGGUGCCUGUGGGAAACGUCCUUGGAGAAGUGGGAGGCGGGUUUAAGGUGGCCAUGAACAUCCUCAACAGCGGGCGGUUCAGCAUGGGCAGUGCCGUGGCCGGAAUGCUCAAGAAAUUGAUCGAAAUGACCGCUGAAUAUGCCUGCACGAGGAAACAGUUCAACAGGAACCUCAGUGAAUUUGGAUUAAUUCAGGAGAAGUUUGCCCUGAUGGCUCAGAAGGCUUACGUAAUGGAAAGUAUGGCCUACCUCACUGCAGGGAUGCUGGACCAACCAGGGUUUCCCGACUGCUCCAUCGAGGCUGCCAUGGUGAAGGUGUUCAGCUCAGAGGGCGCCUGGCAGUGCGUGAGUGAGGCGCUGCAGAUCUUCGGGGGCUCGGGCUACAUGAGGGACUACCCGUUUGAGCGCAUUGUGUGUGACACCCGCAUCCUGCUCAUCUUUGAGGGAACCAACGAGAUCCUGCGGAUGUACAUCGCCCUGACAGGCCUGCAGCACGCCGGCCGCGUCCUGACUGCGAGGGUCAAUGAGCUUAAACGGGGCAAUGUGACCACCAUCAUGGAGACCAUUGGCCGGAGGCUUCGAGACUCCCUGGGCCGAACUGUGGACCUGGGGCUGACGGGGAAGCUUGGAGCUGUGCACCCCAGUGUUGCGGACAGUGCCAGCAAGCUCGAGGAGAACGUGUAUUACUUUGGCCGAACCGUGGAGACGUUGCUGCUCCGCUUUGGCAAGACCAUCGUGGAGGAGCAGAUGGUCUUGAAGCGGGUGGCUAACAUCCUCAUCAACCUGUAUGGCAUGACGGCCGUGCUGUCGCGUGCCAGCCGCUCAAUCCGAGUGGGGCUCCGGAACCACGACCACGAGGUUCUAUUGGCCACCAUGUUCUGCACGGAAGCUUAUUAUCAGAAUCUCUCCGCCCUGUCUCAGCUGGACAAGUAUGCUCCAGAAAACCUAGAUGAACAGAUUAGGAAAGUGUCCCAACAGGUGUUAGAGAAGCGAGCCUAUGUCUGUGCCCACCCUCUGGACAGGACAUCCUGAAGCAGAAGGACGGUGUUCCCUCCUGCCCCCAGGCCAACUCACUCUUUUUCCAGAAGGCGGAGAACUUGGGGUUAUUACAAGUUGAAUCGUCUCUUCCCAGUCUUCGCCAGGAGGGCUUUCUUCUGACCUGAGGGAGCCUCUUCUAGCCUGUGACCCGCAGGCACUGCUGCCUGACAGGACCCCAGGUUCUCCACAGAGACGGAGAGCGCGUGGAAUUGCUGAGACCUGGGAUUGGAGGUUCUUCUGCCAGUUGAGGAGACGUCACCGUAGAAACUGGGGCUUGUGCUGCUGCCUCCGUGGCCUGAGGCUGGUGGGGACCUGUUUCAGGCAUAGAUAGCCAUUUCUCCUAGACCAUGUAUUCUCCGAGAAACAGCCUGAGUGCUGCGUCCAUGUCACUCUUUCAAACUAAGAGCAAAAUGCACUUAAAACACAUGCCAGGAACGAUUUAACAAAAAAGAACAUAAAACGGCAGUUUGUCUAUACCCUUCUA